AUGUACAUUUAUAGAAUAAUUUAUAGUAGCAAUCUAUUGGAAAAUUCGGGCUCGAACUCCAACACUAGCGGCGGUGCGAGUUGGACUCGGGUUGAUGGAUUGACCCAGAGCGAUUCAUCAGAGGCAUCGUUGACGUCUUUAACAAACGUAAGCAGCACGAGUGGUGGUAUGAGUGGGGUUGGAGGCGGUAAAAGUUUUCCGGCAUUGCCUCCUAAACCCCCGAAGCGAGGAAUCCUCAAAGGAUCGCGUAGCAAUAUUGCCAGUAUGAGUGGAACAAGUACUGAGGGCUCUAGCGCAAUGUCUAAUGGAAAUGAAUGCGAAAUCAAUCAUUCUGAUCCGAGUAACUUACUCGUGAGGAAUACGCUUCAAAAUGAAGUAAUUACUUAUCAAAAUCUUCCCUGUCAGCAGCAGCAACAGCAGCAGCAGCAACAGCAGCAGCUGGAGAAAGAUGAGUUUUGCAGCGAAGAAGAGUCCUCGUCAAACUACUAUCACAACUAUAAUCAACAUCAUCACAAUCAGAGUGACUCGAAGCUUUUACAAGUAAUUACAAGUGCCAGCCCCUCUGCUGACUCAUUAACAGACACAACAAACUCAAGCUUUGCGACUCCACCCUUCAGUCUCUCCCCGGUUGGAGAGUCUCAGGGUUUUUCACGCUGGAGAUCCUCCAAUUCUUUUGAAGAGCAAGGCAUUCCUCUUCCAUUACCUCAAAUUAUUUCUCUGGUACUUCCCGAGCCUCGGGAGUUGACAAUUCAGCGGCAACUACCGCCAAGAAAUGACUUUGGUUUUUCAUUACGCCGGGCGGUUAUAAUCGAUCGUACUUCGAGUGGCUCAACGCAAAAUAUCAAGUCCGUUAUAUUCGCCGAGCCCGGUGCUAUUGUUCAAAAUAAUAAUGAUACUGGCUUAUUGCCCGGCGAUCGAUUGAUUGAGGUCAAUGGUAUCAAUGUUGAUAAUAAAUCCCGAGAAGAAAUUAUUGAUCUUAUCAAAGGAUCUGGAAAUAAUGUUGUUGUCAAGGUGCAACCAGUUGCUGAGUUGUCGGAAUUAUCUCAGCGAGGAGGACUAGAUGGCAGACAAAUAGAAUUAGCUGCUGCUAAUAUUCAAUGUGGAACCCUUCGACGGUCUGGUAGUUCACGAUUUCAUCAAAACACGCAAUAUAUAUCUAUACUGUCUCGUUAA
Molecule: messenger RNA, 1173 nt
Organism: Cotesia congregata
Lineage: Eukaryota; Metazoa; Arthropoda; Insecta; Hymenoptera; Braconidae
Source: the annotation of a GenBank genome assembly